Messenger RNA from Perca fluviatilis (European perch), 2469 nucleotides. RefSeq names its product nuclear receptor subfamily 0, group B, member 2a (gene nr0b2a). Gene Ontology annotation, biological process: negative regulation of transcription by RNA polymerase II; circadian rhythm. The transcript has 2 exons. NCBI's taxonomy places the organism in Eukaryota, Metazoa, Chordata, Actinopteri, Perciformes, Percidae. The coding region runs from base 123 to 899 and encodes 258 amino acids. Gene Ontology annotation, cellular component: nucleus; cytoplasm. Gene Ontology annotation, molecular function: transcription corepressor activity; transcription factor binding. The record is from RefSeq and is a predicted model, not a curated record.
GGUUGGCCUCAUAAAUACGGGGACACUGGAGGAAGCAGCAGCAGUAUUCGCAAGCUCCUGCAGAGCCCAUACUGUGAGAGGUCUCUUACAUUUAACUAUAUAGAUCUCUACAACCUUUAAAAAUGGAUAACGGGUGCCACUGUGCAGCUAACAGCGACAGGCUUUCGAAUCCUAUCCUCUACAACAUCCUGAGCCAAAUGGAUAACAGCAAACCAAGCCAAAACUGCUUCAACUACAAUUCCAUAACUCAUGGAUGCACCUGUGAGCUGCGACGGACAGUAUGCUUGAAAAGGCCAUCUGAGAUCUGCAAAGAAACGUCAGCAGUUCUGGUUAAAACUGUCCAUUUCAUGAAGAACUUACCUGCGUUUAACCAGAUGCCAUCAAAUGACCAGUUUGCACUUCUUAAAAGCUGCUGGGCACCGCUCUUCAUCUUGGGUCUGGCCCAGGAGCAUGUGGACUUUGAGGUGAUGGACACACCUGCGGACAGCAUGCUGAAAAAGAUUCUCCUAAAUCGUCAGCAGAGCCCUGAGAUGGAGAGGGAGCAGCCCACCAUGGCCGGUGCCAGCAAACUCAAGUCCUGCCUCAAAAAGUUUUGGAGUUUGGAUUUGAGUCCAAAGGAAUAUGCAUAUCUCAAAGGGACCACACUAUUUAAUCCAGAUGUCCCAGAUUUAAAGGCAGCUCUGUUUGUUGAAGGCUUGCAACAGGAGGCUCAGCAUGCCCUCAGCGAGGUGGUCCAGCUCCUUCACCCAGGGCACCAGGAGCGCUUUGCUCGAAUCCUCCUCACAGCCUCCAUGCUGCAGAGCAUCACACCCAGCCUCAUCACUGAACUCUUCUUCCGGCCCGUGAUAGGCCAGGCGGAUCUGCUGGAGCUGUUGGUUGACAUGCUCUUCUGCAGAUAGUACAGGCUAGGAGGACUUCAUGUAACUGUCCUGGAGAAAGUUGAAUCCAAUGUUUUUAAUGGUGGUGAUGCAGACCUUUUUGUUGACCAACCCAAGCAGUGUGUCCUCAUGAGAUGAGGGAAUUCCUGACAGUGGACUGCUCUUGCGAUAGCCAACAAAAAGAAUGUGAAUUGGUGAACACUAUGAGUUACUUAUAUUUACACUGAAGCUCAGGUCACUUUAGGCUCGUCUGAAAAUCUUUUAUCCGCUGAAGUGGAAAGAUUUGAAUUUCCACAUAAAGACAGCCUGUACCCACAGUUGUAGCUUAUGUUGGAGAUCUUUUCUGUUUGCUUCAAUGCUGCAAAUAAGACAGAACAUUUCAAAUAAAUAUAUUUUUGUACAUGAACGUAAUAGUAAAGUUGUCUCAAUCUUUUAAAAAGACUCACAGUAAGCCACAAUUUUUAUGUACCAGGUAUUACCUAACAGACACUCAUUCCUACAUUUGACAGGUCCAUCUUUUUUUUUAGUGCUUUUAUUGCCUCUAUAGAUGACAGGAAUGUGAGGAGAGAGAGGGGAUGAUAGGCAGCAAAGGGGUGCUCUACUGUACCUGGGUGAGCUAAAGGUCGCCCCAGACAGGUCCAUUAUUACUAACACAUUGUGCAGCCAAGUAUUGCUCAAGCCCCAUUAUUUAAAAUUCUUGUCAAGACGCCAGGGUUUCCAAAGAUAGCAAAUGUGUCAGAGUGAAUUCUCUGGAAAUGUGUACAAACUGAAUCAAGAGGUAUCUCAAAACACUAAAAAUAUUGGUGAUUAUAGGUUUCAAAAGUUCUUUCAAUAGCUGAAUAUGUAGUGUAGCUUCAAUAAUGCAUACAUAAAUGUGAGUUUCUUCCUCUAAUUUUGAGGCAACUUCAAAAUUUAAGGCAAACACUGUUUAUUUUUGGGCAUUUUUAGGCCUUCAUUUGACAGGACAGCCGAAGACAUGAAAGGGGAGAGAGAGGGGGAAUGACAUGCAGCAAAGGGCCGCAGGUCAGAGUCGAACCCAUUUUAACCCAGUAAGACAUCAGUCUGUCGAGUCAUCGUAGUAUUGCACACAACUCUUUCUAAGAAACUACAUCUGAUUCAUGCACACUGUGUUCUUCUUGUUUCACCAGAUUGUGUAAGUUAACUGUCAGUGUUUCAUAUCGCUUCAUAAUCAUGUGAAAAAUUUACCACUUUACACAAAGAUAGACAAUCUGAGGAAUAUGGUUAGAAAGAAAGAACCCCCCCCCUUUAAUGUUUUUAUUAUGACCACACAUGCUAAGCAUGACACUAUGUACUUUGUCUCCCUCUUAUGGAAAACAGUGCAAGUUACAUGUUUAAUCUGAGAAACUAUAAUCAACACUGACACAUUAAAAAGUUAACUUAAACUGAGCCAUUUUUCAUACACAAAAGUGGAAGAAAUCAAGUAUCCUAAAAAAGUCUGAGUUUACUUUUAAUCUGAAGGCUAGAUUUGAUAUAGAACAAGCCCUCUUGAUUUGCCCUAGCCUGUGGUAUGCUAGUUGUGAAACAUUGAGCUUUUGCAUGACACCUCAUACAGGUAAAACAGGAAUGUGCU